Onthophagus taurus is the source of this 485-nucleotide messenger RNA. RefSeq lists its product as uncharacterized. NCBI's taxonomy places the organism in Eukaryota, Metazoa, Arthropoda, Insecta, Coleoptera, Scarabaeidae. The record is from RefSeq and is a predicted model, not a curated record.
UCGAAUCGAUCAAAAAAUAAAUUGUAAUUUGAGAUAACGAAUUGGGAUAAAUACCCAAAGACAACCGAAAUUUUUAUUAGAGGCUACAAAUUGAGACGCUAUAAAUUAAUAAAAAGUGGGAACUCCUAAUAAUAACAAAUUAUUACAAUUUGAAUUAAUUGGAGAUGAGUGAAGAAAAUAAUUCAAGAUUUUUUCGCCCACCAUGGCAUAGACCACCUCAACCUCAACCACCACCUAUUGAGUUGCUCCCUGAUCAUGGGCAAAUGCCAGGUAUGGGCCCCCCGCAAUGGAGUGGACACCACCCUCAUCCUCAUCCUCAACAACCCCCACCACCGAUUGAAUUAAUGCCAGAACCAGGACAACAAUGGCCAGGAUUCCAUCCUCCACAACAUCAUCACCCAGCUCCACCAGGACAACCAUUUUAAAUUUUGUUUACACUUAUAUUAACCAAAAGGGAUGCAAGAUAUAAAAUAAUAUUACUUUGA